AUGGUAAUCCCACUUAUAUCACUGUUGAUGGACAAAAUUCGCAAAAUACAACUAGAGUCGGCCGAAGGAAUUUUAACUAAGGAAGCUUUAUUGAAGGAAGCAGAUAAACGUUUUAAGUUUUUGCAGAACAACAAAAUUCUUGUCAAAUCGACUUUGUUGGAUCCGAGAUUUAAGAAAGUUUAUCUUUCUCCUCUCACAGCCCUUGAAGCUCUCAAGGACAUUGCUUACGAAAUGUCUGAGAACAAAAAUAUUGAAGAAGACUUAGUGCGCCCUGCAAAUGAUAACGUACCAGAAGAAGCCUGUUCUAAAAAUGAAGGAUUUCUGGAGGCACGGAAAACCAUUCAAAUUUCUAGAGUGUGA
Drosophila sulfurigaster albostrigata is the source of this 360-nucleotide messenger RNA. RefSeq lists its product as uncharacterized. Bases 1 to 360 code for a protein of 119 amino acids. The record is from RefSeq and is a predicted model, not a curated record. The transcript is spliced from 3 exons. NCBI's taxonomy places the organism in Eukaryota, Metazoa, Arthropoda, Insecta, Diptera, Drosophilidae.